Molecule: messenger RNA, 2976 nt
Organism: Naegleria gruberi
Lineage: Eukaryota; Heterolobosea; Eutetramitea; Acrasida; Naegleriidae
Exons: 2
Coding region: 1-2976 (991 amino acids)
Biological process (GO): protein phosphorylation
Cellular component (GO): cytoplasm
Molecular function (GO): protein serine/threonine kinase activity; ATP binding
Source: RefSeq, a predicted model, not a curated record
AUGAGGACGCCAAGAUCCUCCCACACAAACAGUAAGGCAAUUUUUUCCUUCCUUAUUGUCAUAUCCCUCGUCGCCGUCAUGGUGAUGGAUUUUUGUAUUGCAGAUGAUAUAGCUAAUGUAAAAUAUAAACUAACAACAAUUUGUAAUGCUCCAAGAUAUGUUAGCACACCCAGAGGAUUGUUCUAUUAUUCGGGUUCUUUGUAUUUUGCUGAGGAACAAGGACAUGUUAUUAGUAAAUGUAAUUUGGCAAAGAAUGAAGUGGAGAUUGUGGUUGGAAGUUAUAGGGAGUCUGGAUUCAGAGAUGGAAAUGAAGCAUUGUUCGACAGUCCGAGUGAUGUCUGGGUAGCUAAGGGAGGAGUUUAUUACAUUGCAGACACCAAGAAUAAUAGAAUUAGAAAGUACACAAGUGGGGUUGUUUCAACUCUUGCUGGCAAUGGAAUGGACACAAGCAGUCCUGAUAAUACUUUACCAACUCAAUUGAGUAGCCCAAAGAAAUUGGCAAUGGUUGGCAGUAAUUUGUACUACUCUGAAUGGCAAAAUAUUAGAAAUAUGCAAAAUUUAAAUGCAGCCAAAAUUGUGACCAUUGUUGGGACCUUAAUGAAUGUUUCUGCAACGUUUUAUGUUACUGAUCCUUCCUAUAAUUUUGCAAUGCAAGUUAGAGAACCUAGGGGUUUAUAUUUCUAUUCUGACACAAAGUAUUUGAUUGCUGAUACGGGUAAUAAUCGUAUUGUUCAAAUUGAAGAUGGUGUUGCAAGUGUUUUAGUUGAUGCUUCUCAAGUUAACUCACCAUCCAAUGUUUUAUAUUAUGGAUCCUUCAUUUAUUUCACAGAUAGUGGAAAUCAUUGUAUUAGAAGGAUUGACGUUAAUGGAACUAUUUCAACAAUUGCUGGACGCUGUGGUGCAAAUUCAAAUUUUGAAUUUAAUGGAGAUCAAUCAGAUGCCACUGUGGCUACGCUUGGUGAGCCAUAUGGGCUAACUGUUGGUGAAAAUGGUAAAUUAUACUUUACCGAUUCAGAACACUACUUGAUACGAGUUCUUGAACCAUACUGUGAUUAUGAGAAUGGUUUCUUUCUAUUUGGAAAUAUUUGCAAAUCAAUUGGUAAACCGGUUUGCUAUGAAAAAAGUGCAGAAGACACCAGUGUUUGUUCAGGAAAAGGAGAUUGCACUUCUUACAACACCUGUAAAUGUAAUCAAGGUUAUGCUGGAAACAUGUGUCAAUAUAAUUAUACUUGUGGUGGAUUGAUUCCAGUGGAUGCAAAUGUUUGCUCUGGCCAUGGUUCCUGCCUCUCUCAAGAUAAGUGUUCAUGUACUGUUGGUUAUGUUGGCAUAUUUUGCAAUUAUACAUUCACUUGUAAAGGCCUAGCUCCAGAUGAUCCAACAGUUUGUAGUGGUGGUGGUAAAUGUCUAGGAAACAACAUCUGUUCCUGCAGAAAUUCUAGCACCAGUGGCCAAUAUUGUGAUACUGUUAUUGGUGAAAGUACAUCAAAUCAAAUGACUGCUAUCAUUGGUGGGGUGAUUGGAGGUUUUAGUCUUUUGACCAUUAUCAUUAUUUGUUUUGUUCCUGUCGCGUAUAUUGGAAAUUCAAUGUACAGAAAGAGGUUUGCCAAGUAUCAGGAAGAAAGAAAAGAAAAGAAUGAGGAAGAAAAACGAAGAGAAAAAAUAAGAAAAGAUGUGGAGUUUGAAUAUAAAGAAAGAAGAAAGAGGGAUGAAGAAGAAAGAAAGAUUAAGGAUGAAGUCAGAUUAAGGGAGGAGAAGGCAAGGAAGCAGGAAGAAAUGGAACGAAAGGCGAAAGAAGAAGCAAGAUUAAAGGAAGAACAGGUAAAGAUUAAGGAGGAACAAUCUAAGAAAGAGCAAGCUAUCAAGUUGAAUCAAAAUCAAGAGCUAAUCACUGUCACUUUUACAAGUAACGGUUCUGAAAAUACUAUGAAUCAAGGCCAAUUAUCAACAUUUUCAUCAAUGCCUUCAUAUACCAAUUACCUUAGUAAUGAAAAGAGCGGGUCAACACAAACCAGUAGUAAUAAUGGAUCUUCUAUGCAAAAUACAGAGCUUUCGUAUACUGCAUUUUUGAAUCAGAAUCAAGACAAUUCAUUCAUGCCUCCUCCAACGAUUGUAUCAAGUAAGGGUAGCGAACAAUCUAGUAAGAACGAUGACAAUACCUUCUCCUCAAAGGAUCACACUUACAAGAUUAUAAAGGAAUUGGGAAGAGGUGGAUUUGGUAUAUGUUAUUUGUGCGCUGAUGUCAAUACGAAUGAUUUGAUUGCUGUAAAGGCAAUUUCAGCCACACAAGACAAUUUCAUGGCAAUUUGCAGUGAAUUCUCCAAAUGUCUGUCCUUCCAACAUCCAAAUCUUGUAAGAUCCUAUGAAUAUUUACAAGCCAGUGAGCAAAAAGUCAUUUGUCUUGCAAUGAAAUAUUACAAAUGUGGAGAUUUGGAUCAUUUGUUUAAACAUGGAAAACCUCCUUCUGAUCAAUUACUAAUUUCAAUCAUUAAUCAAGUGGGUGAAGGUCUUGAUUAUUUACAUAGAAAUCAAAAAGUCAUUCAUCGUGACAUCAAGGCAAAUAAUAUCAUGGUUGAUGAAUUUGAUGAAGAAAGCUCAAAGAUUUCAGUUGCCAUUGGAGAUUUUGGUGUUUCAAAACAAGCAGCUACAGCUCACACUUUCACAGGAACGCUUUAUUAUGUUUCACCUGAAUUAUAUUUGGGAAAGCAAACUUCUUAUCCAACAGAUAUAUUUUCAUUUGGUGUGACUUUAUAUUUAAUUAUUUGUGACAAGUUUAAGUGUUUGAAUCAAGCAUCAAUUACACAACAAUUGCUUGGAGAAGGUGAAGAAAAGGUGUUUGAUAGAAUUAGAAAGGAAUUGAAAGACACAGGUAUCAGAGAGGACAUCAUUGAUAUUAUCAUGAGAAUGUUAUCAAAAGAACCAGAAGAUCGACCACUUGCUGAGGAAUUAGCCAAUUUCUUUAAGAAUUUCAUUUGUUAA